AUGGUGUCAGCCCAGGAGGAGGAAGAGCAGGGGCUGGAGGAGGAAGGAGGGACCACAGAUGAAGAGGAGGCUGCUGUGGAGGAUGAGGGGGUGCUGGGGGAGCCUGAGGCAGAGAUAGGGUCACCAGAGGACAGGAGGCCAUGCGCCAUGUGGAUGGGAGGGGUACCGGGCAUUCCAGGGCAAGCCGGACAUCCAGGCAAAGAUGGGCGAGAUGGACACGGUGGCCCAAAGGGAGAAAGGGGAGAUGAAGGUGAACCAGGAGAACCAGGAGAGCCCGGUGAGAAUGGGGCAGACGGGCCCCGAGGGCCCAGGGGGGUCCCCGGCAGCCCAGGCCUGAAGGGAGCCCGCGGAGAGAGUGCCCUGGCCCACCACUCCGCCUUCAGUGUGGGCCUUACCAGUGCCGUCCACGCCACCAACGUGCCUGUCCGCUUCAGCAAGUUCUUCCACAACGAGCAGCGCCACUACGAUGACCGCAGCGGGAAAUUUCGCUGCGUUCUCCCAGGAGUCUACUUUUUCACCUACCACAUGACCGUCUACCCAAAUGACGUGAGGGUCAGCCUAUACAAGAAUGACAAACCUGUGAUGUUCACCUACGACCAGUACCAGGAGGGGGACCUGGACCAGGCCUCAGGGGCCGUCAUCCUCAGGCUGACGGCAGGGGACGAGGUCUGGCUGCAGGUCUAUGGGGAGGACAGUGUCGGAGGACUGUAUGCUGACAACAACAACGACUCCACUUUCUCUGGGUUUCUCCUCUAUCCUGAUUUGACCGCUGCUAGACGUCGACGUUGA
Alosa alosa (allis shad) is the source of this 789-nucleotide messenger RNA. It is a transcript of the gene adipoqb, whose product is annotated as adiponectin, C1Q and collagen domain containing, b. Lineage: Eukaryota; Metazoa; Chordata; Actinopteri; Clupeiformes; Clupeidae. The record is from RefSeq and is a predicted model, not a curated record. Gene Ontology annotation, molecular function: protein binding. The transcript is spliced from 2 exons. The coding region runs from base 1 to 789 and encodes 262 amino acids.